UUUCGAAUUGGUUUCUCACUCAUCGAUAAUUCCGUUUUGUUCCCCAUUGGCCAGUUCGGCCACAAGCACCUCCUUCAUCAUCUUCUCCACUCAAUUUCCCUCCGCUUCGUGCCAUUUCCCGAACUCUACCUUACCCUACUCACUGUCUCCGACUCUCAACUUCCUUAUCUGAGCUCAACAACUAACCACUUCAAAACGCAUUUCAUUCUCAUUUUUCCCUCAUCCAUCAAUUCGCUUUGCGCUGACGGUUCGAGAGAUCGGAGAAGGAGAAGAAGGAUCUCAUGGCUCACAGGGUGGACCACGAGUACGAUUACCUCUUCAAGAUCGUGUUGAUCGGUGACUCUGGCGUUGGCAAAUCCAACAUUCUCUCGAGGUUCACGCGCAACGAGUUUUGCUUGGAGUCCAAAUCCACCAUCGGCGUUGAAUUCGCCACCAGAACUCUUCAGGUAGAGGGAAAGACUGUUAAGGCACAAAUCUGGGACACGGCAGGUCAGGAGCGGUACCGAGCCAUCACCAGUGCUUAUUAUAGAGGAGCUGUUGGUGCUCUCCUUGUGUAUGACAUAACUAAGAGGCAAACCUUUGACAAUGUGCAAAGGUGGCUCCGUGAAUUGAGGGACCAUGCAGAUUCUAACAUAGUUAUCAUGAUGGCUGGGAAUAAAUCUGAUUUAAACCAUCUUAGGGCAGUUUCAGGGGAUGAUGGUCAAUCGUUGGCAGAGAAGGAAGGUCUAUCGUUUCUCGAGACAUCCGCACUGGAAGCAACCAACAUUGAGAAGGCAUUCCAAACUAUUUUGACCGAGAUUUAUCAUAUUGUAAGCAAAAAGGCACUGGCAGCCCAGGAAGCUGCUGGUAGUACAGUUCCCGGUCAAGGAACCACAAUCAAUGUUGCUGAUACAUCUGGGAACACAAAGAGAGGCUGCUGUUCUACCUAAUGUGACAUUUGAGGAUGAAUCGUUGCUGGCAGAUAUUAUUUUUUCCCCCUCUUCCAAUUCUGUUUUUUGCGCCCCUUUUUUUCCCCUUUCUUUUAUGGGUGAGAGAGAAACAUGUAGAGUACAUUUUACUUCAUUGAGUUGCAACGAGGAAGCUUGUGAAAUUCUAUAAAAACGAUAGUGUCUUUGGCUUAUCUCCUCUGUUAUUUGAUAGUUUCUCAUGAAUCGAUGUAAUAUUUGGAACUGACAGAUAUUGAUGAUAUAGCGUGGUCAAUCAGAAUGUGACAUCUCAGAAGCCAUGUAAGAUUA
Messenger RNA from Arachis duranensis, 1235 nucleotides. Its product is annotated as ras-related protein Rab11C. The transcript has 3 exons. Lineage: Eukaryota; Viridiplantae; Streptophyta; Magnoliopsida; Fabales; Fabaceae. The record is from RefSeq and is a predicted model, not a curated record. Gene Ontology annotation, cellular component: endosome. Gene Ontology annotation, molecular function: GTPase activity; GTP binding. The coding region runs from base 282 to 929 and encodes 215 amino acids.